Halteromyces radiatus is the source of this 1059-nucleotide messenger RNA. Its product is annotated as glucosamine-6-phosphate isomerase. NCBI's taxonomy places the organism in Eukaryota, Fungi, Mucoromycota, Mucoromycetes, Mucorales, Cunninghamellaceae. Gene Ontology annotation, molecular function: glucosamine-6-phosphate deaminase activity; identical protein binding. Gene Ontology annotation, biological process: D-glucosamine catabolic process; carbohydrate metabolic process; N-acetylglucosamine catabolic process. Gene Ontology annotation, cellular component: cytoplasm. The record is from RefSeq and is a predicted model, not a curated record. The transcript is spliced from 6 exons. Bases 38 to 943 code for a protein of 301 amino acids.
UUUUUUUAUUUAUAUAUAACAUAAAUAAUAUUAAAACAUGAGAUUGAUUAUCAGAGAAGAUUACGAAGAAGUGUCUGGAUAUAUUGCCAACUACAUUAAAGAACGUAUCAAUCAAUUCAAACCAAGUGCUGAACGUCCUUUUGUAUUGGGUCUUCCUACUGGUUCUUCUCCUAUUGGUGUAUAUAAGAAGAUGGUUGAACUUUACAAGGCCGGUGACAUUAGUUUCAAACACGUGGUGACAUUUAACAUGGAUGAAUACGUUGGACUUCCUCGUGACCAUCCUGAAUCGUAUCAUUCAUUCAUGUGGAAGAAUUUGUUUAUGCAUGUGGAUAUUAAACCUGAAAAUGUACACAUUUUGGAUGGUAAUGCUCCUGACUUGGAUGAAGAAUGCAAGCAAUUUGAAGCUGAAAUUGAUCGUGUUGGUGGUAUUGAACUUUUCUUGGGUGGUAUUGGUCCUGAUGGUCAUAUUGCUUUCAAUGAACCUGGUUCUUCUUUAACUUCUCGUACUCGUGUCAAGACUUUGGCUUAUGAAACUAUCAUUGCUAAUGCUCGGUUCUUUGAUGGUGAUGUUUCCAAGGUUCCCAAGUUGGCUUUGACAGUCGGUGUAGCUACUGUGAUGGAUGCUCGUGAAGUAGUAGUUAUUAUUACUGGUGCUCACAAGGCCAUUGCUUUAGCCAAAUGUAUUGAAGAAGGUGUUAACCAUAUGUGGACUGUCUCAGCAAUUCAAUUACAUCCCAAGGGUUUGAUUGUAUGUGAUGAAGAUUCUACUUUGGAAUUACAUGUCAAGACCGUCAAAUAUUUCAAGUCCAUUGAACAUGUCCAUCAUAGUCUUAUUGGGGCCGAAAACUUAUCUUUGCAAGGUGGUGUCAAACAGCUCAAGAAUCCUACUUCUCCUACCACAGCUUCUCGACCAAAGACUCCUAUGAAUGGUCCUUAUGAAUAGAUUAAUCCUUAAUAUUUAUUUUACAUUUCUUUUUCUCUCUCCCUCUCUCUCUCUCAUAUCUACAUAUACUAUACUCUUUCUAGUUAGCUUGUUUUAUUUAUUCUUUAUCACCCAGC